Messenger RNA from Daphnia magna, 3929 nucleotides. RefSeq names its product tripeptidyl-peptidase 2 (gene TppII). The record is from RefSeq and is a predicted model, not a curated record. Gene Ontology annotation, cellular component: cytosol. Gene Ontology annotation, biological process: proteolysis. Lineage: Eukaryota; Metazoa; Arthropoda; Branchiopoda; Diplostraca; Daphniidae. The coding region runs from base 27 to 3857 and encodes 1276 amino acids. Gene Ontology annotation, molecular function: serine-type endopeptidase activity; tripeptidyl-peptidase activity. The transcript is spliced from 22 exons.
UUAGUAGUCUGCUGGCUGUAAAGUUGAUGCUGACUGCUUAUAGAUUGACUGUGCUUCACGAAAUUGUUUUCUUCUCCCCUUUUUUUUCUCAUUGUUAUCGCAUUUUUGGGCAAGCUAUGACAUCCUAUGAUACUUCGUUUCCUCGUGAUGAUCUUUUGCCCAAAAAAGAGACAGGAGCCAUAUCUUACCUGAACAAGUUUCCGUCUUACAAUGGUCAGGGAACUGUCAUUGCAAUAUUCGAUUCCGGCGUGGAUCCCAGAGCACCUGGUCUACAAGUUACAAGUGAUGGAAAACAAAAAAUUAUUGAUUGUUUUGAUGGUACUGGAUCUGGUGAUGUUGCUUUGGUCCCAGCUGAAGUUAAGAAUGGUGUUAUCUCAGGUCUUAGUGGGAGAUCAUUAAAGAUUCCAGAUUCCUGGACAAAUCCGAGUGGGGAAUAUUGGAUUGGUUGCAAAAGUCUGUAUCAGCUUUAUCCAACAGCUCUCAGGGAAAGAAUGCUUAAAGAUUUCAAGGAAAACAAGUGGGAUCCUUCACACAAAAAAACACUUGCGGAGACAACAAAGAAACUCCAAGCAUUUGAGUUAGCUAAUCCAGAUCCUUCAGGGUCAGAGAAAGCCACCAAAGAAGAUUAUGAAAUGCAGAUUGAAAUGCUAAACACUUUGGAAAAGAAAUUUAGCAACCUAGGUCCAUGCUUUGACUGUGUUGUUUUCAAUGAUGGCCAACAAUGGAGAGCGUGCCUGGAUACAUCUUAUUCCGGCAGAUUGUCAGAAUGUAAGCUUAUGGGUAUUUAUCGCGAGACAUUUGAUGUAGGCACCUUAUCUGAGGAAGACCAGCUGUCUUACUCCAUUAACGUUUAUCCAGAGGACAACAUACUGGAAAUCGUCUCGAUGUGUUCUAGCCAUGGAACUCAUGUUGCUUCAAUAGCGUCUGCUUGUUUUCCGGACGAGCCGGAGAAAAACGGCUUGGCUCCUGGCGCCCAAAUUGUAUCCAUUGCUAUCGGUGACAAUCGACUAGGGUCCAUGGAGACGGGAACAUCUUUAGUCCGUGCCAUGAAUAGAGUAAUUGAACAGACGCACUAUAAGGUGGAUGUAAUCAAUAUGAGCUAUGGCGAACAUGCUCAUUGGGCCCAUUCAGGUCGAUUAGGCGAGCUUAUGUCAGACGUGGUCAAUAAGUAUGGAAUAGUAUGGGUUGUUUCCGGAAGCAACCAUGGCCCGGCUUUAUCAACUGUAGGAACACCCCCAGCUAUUUCCACCACUAGCUUAAUUGGUGUUGGAGCUUACGUCAGCCCUGAAAUGAUGGCAGCAGAAUAUUCGCUACGAGAAAAGCUGCCAGGCAUGCCUUAUACUUGGUCAUCCAGAGGUCCGUGCAUGGAUGGAAGUAUGGGUAUUUCUAUAUGCGCCCCGGGUGGUGCUAUAACGUCGGUUCCUAACUUUAUGUUGAGAGGCUCUCAACUGAUGAACGGCACUUCCAUGGCAGCACCUCACGUCACGGGAGUUGUCGCUCUACUGAUUUCUGGAUUAAAAGCCAGGAGAGUACCUUUUUCUCCAUUUAGUAUAAAACGAGCUUUAGAACAAACAGCUGUCUUUCUAGACGGCGUCGAAGUGUUUGCUCAAGGUCAUGGGUUAAUCCAAGUGGAUCGUGCUUUUGACCAUCUUGUAGCCUAUCAAGAUCAACAGGAGCGUGACGUUCGCUUUCAUGUAACUAUAGCGAAUUCCGGCCCCACGAUGAAAGGGAUCUAUAUGAGAGAUAUGCCCACGUCGAAACCCAAAGAGUUUUCCAUUUCAGUGGAGCCCUUUUUUCUCAACUGUGAAGAGCGAGACGCUGACUCCAAAAUUAAAUUCAACAUCCAACUGUCUCUGGCGUGUAGUGCCUCCUGGGUUCAGAUACCCAAACACUUCGACCUGAUGUACAUGGUACGGGGUUUCUCUGUCAGAGUAGAUCCCACAGGAUUAGCAGUCGGAGUUCAUUACACUAGUAUCAAGGCGUACGACUCGGUUUGUCCUGAAAAAGGCGCUGUGUUUGAAGUGCCAGUCACAAUAGUCAAACCAGAAACUGUUCGCAAUCAAGUUUCAUACAGCAAACAACAUUUUACUCCUGGGGAUAUUCAACGUCGUUUCGUCCACGUUCCAGAUGGUGCUUCUUGGGCGGUUCUCACGAUUCAUCUUGAGAAUAUGGAGGCUGAAGCAAACAAUGCAAGAUUUAUAGUGCACGCCGUUCAACUCGUUCCUGAAUUGAAUUGUAAAGCCGGAAUGGAAUUCUAUAAACUGAUAGAUCUUCAAGAGCAGUCUAACACUCCUUUAGCGUUUGCAGUGAAGGGCGGACGAAUCAUGGAACUGUGUUUAACAAAAUGGUGGGCUAGCCUGGGAACAGUUCAAAUUUCCUAUUCGGUCUCAUUCCGGGGCGUCACAAGUGACAAAGGUAGUGUUGUGUCGAUGCACGCCGGUCAAGGAAUUUUGAGAUUAGAUCUUAAAGCUAGUUUAGCUACUGAAGAAAUCGCUCCAGUUGUUACUCUAAAGCAUCAAGUACAACCUUUUAGACCAACGGAGUUCAAAAUUGUACCUCUUGGCUGUCGCGAUAUCAUUCUCCCUGGAAGGCAAAUCUAUGAAUUACAAUUGAACUAUGGCUUUAAUAUUGCUAAAGCAACUGAAGUUGUUCCCAACUGCUCUCUGCUGAGUGACACGCUAUACGAAUCCGAAUUUGAGUCACAGCUCUGGAUGAUAUUUGAUUCAAACAAGCAAUUCAUAAGCGCAGGUGACGCUUAUCCUGGCAACUACACUGCCAAGCUGGAAAAGGGUGACUACACACUACGACUUCAUGUCCGUCACGAAAAGAAGGAUUUUCUUGAGAAACUUCAAGAUAUGCCGGUAUUGAUUGGCCAGAAAUUAGCAUCGCCAAUAACAUUGGACAUAUAUGGCACGCAUAACCAAGCACUGAUUCAAGGAAAGAAGCUGACGUCUGCUACUAUCCCUAAAGGGACCACAGUCCCUAUUUAUAUCUCGCCAUUGAGCUCGGACAAAUGUUCCAAGACAGUUGGUGUUGGCCAGUACUUUUCAGGGACUAUUUCGUACUGCAAAGAUGAACAAGGGAAAAAAGUGGGGACGUAUCCUUUCGAUUAUACUCUUGUUGAAUCGCCUAAAAAAACGAAUGGAAAUAAAACCGAAAAAGAGAGUGAAAAAGGGAAAAAUGCUAAAGAGGAAAUGAUUGAAUCCCUCCGAGAUCUCAAAAUUACGUGGCUUACCAAACUUGGCGAUUCAGGAGCCACAAGUGCAGAAAUGUAUGAAGAAUUAAAAACAGAUUUUCCGGAACAUAUUCCUAUUUACAUAGCGCGCUUACAAGCCCUGGAGUCUGAGAAGGAGCGAAACCUGAAGGCUAUCGUAGAGACUGCGGAUCUUGCUCUAAAGAAGAUCAAUAUGUCAGAGCUACUCGAAUUCUAUGGCUUGAAAUCAGAUACUAGAAAAGAUGCAACUAAAAUCAAAAGCCGCAUGGAUAAAAAUAAAACGUACUUGUUGGAGGCUUUAUGUAAAAAGGGUCUUGCCUUGUGUGAAAUGUACCAAACGGAAGAAAAAGAGGACAAGUCGACAACAAUUCUUGAAGAUAUAAAAAAUAUCUUUAACGACGUUGCUAAGUUUGUUGAACCAUCUGAUCUAAAGGUUAUAAAAUUUUCAAUCCACGCUGCGCUAGUGCAAAAACAUUAUGGAAAAGCCUUGCGUUGGGUUUACAAGCAACUGGAAGAAAAACCAACUCGCGAAGUUGACGAGAAAAUGAUCGAAUUAUUUGCUGCGCUUAAGUGGUCGCAUUGUGAAGAGUGCUUUGGUAGAGCAAUUCCGCUUAAAUAUCCAUCAGCUUUUCGCCCGUUUUGAACGUGUUGCAAAACGUAUUUUUUUUUAUUCUUUGAUACAAAAAGAACAAUACAUUGCAGUUAAAAAUUUGAA